Messenger RNA from Ictidomys tridecemlineatus (thirteen-lined ground squirrel), 1535 nucleotides. The record is from RefSeq and is a predicted model, not a curated record. NCBI's taxonomy places the organism in Eukaryota, Metazoa, Chordata, Mammalia, Rodentia, Sciuridae.
AUGGAACUGAUCCCAAACUUUUUCAUGGAAACCUGGGUUCUCCUGGGAAUCAGCCUGGUGCUCCUCUAUCUAUAUGGGACCUAUUCACAUGGAUAUUUUAAGAAGCUGGGAAUUCCAGGGCCAACACCUCUACCUUUUUUGGGAACUAUUCUUAAUUAUCGCCAGGGUUUGAUUAAUUUUGACACAAAAUGUUAUAAAAAGUAUGGAAAAACAUGGGGCCUAUAUGAUGGUCGACAACCUGUUUGGGUUAUUACGGACCCAAGCAUUAUCAAAACAGUGCUCAUCAAGGAAUGUUACUCUGCCUUCACUAACCGGCGGAAUUUUGGUCCAGUGGGAUUUAUGAAAAAAGCCAUCUCUAUGUCUGAGGAUAAAGAGUGGAAGAGAAUAAGAACACUUCUGUCUCCAACCUUCACCAGUGGAAAACUGAAGGAGAUGUUCCCCAUCAUUAACCAGUAUGGAGAUGUGUUGGUGAAAAACAUGAGACUGGAAUCAGAGAAGGGCAAGUUUAUCAACUUGAAAGACAUCUUUGGGGCCUACAGCAUGGAUGUGAUCACUGCAACCUUAUUUGGAGUAAACAUCGAUUCCCUGAACAACCCACAAGAUCCCUUUGUGGAGAAAGUCAAGAAGCUCUUAAAAUUUGAUUUCUUUGACCCUUUGCUCCUCUCAAUAAAAAUCUUUCCAUUCCUUACUCCAAUUUAUGAGGCAAUAAAUAUUUCUAUGUUUUCAAAGGAUGUCACAAAUUUUUUAAAGAAAGCUAUUUACAGAAUGAAAGAAAGUCGCCUUCAAGAGAAACAACAGCAUCGGGUGGAUUUUCUUCAGCUUAUGAUAAAUUCUCAGAAUUCCAAAGAUGUGGAGUCUCAUAAAGUCCUGUCUGAUCUGGAGCUUGUGGCUCAAUCGAUUAUCUUCAUUUUUGCUGGCUAUGAGAGCACUAGCAGUGUUCUUUCCUUCAUUUUGUAUGAACUGGCCACCCAUCCUGAUGCCCAGACCAAACUGCAGCAAGAGAUUGAUGCGGCUUUGCCCAAUAAGACACCUGCUACCUAUGAUACCGUGUUACAGAUGGAGUACCUGGACUUGGUGGUGAAUGAAACUCUCAGGUUGUACCCAAUUGCUGGCAGACUUCAGAGGGUCUGUAAGAAAGAUAUUGAAAUCAAUGGAGUUCCCAUUAGGAAGGGGACAGUGGUGAUGAUACCAAGCUUUGUUCUUCACCGAGACCCACAGCACUGGCCAGAGCCUGAGGAGUUCUGCCCUGAAAGGUUCAGUAAGCAGAACAAGGACAGCAUCCAUCCUUACAUGUACAUGCCCUUUGGAAAUGGACCCCGAAACUGCAUUGGUAUGAGGUUUGCUCUCAUGAAAAUGAAAGUUGCUCUUGUCAAAGUAAUGCAGAACUUCUCCUUCCAACCUUGUAAGGAAACACAGAUUCCCCUAAAAUUAGCCAAUCAUGGACUUCUGAAACCUGAAAAGCCCAUUAUUCUGAAGGCUGUAUGCAGAGAUGGGACAAUAAGUGGAGCCUGAACUUCCCUAAGUAUUUGUGCAUU